AACGCCUUCGUCAAUGUUUAAGAACCUCUUUCUUGUAGACCAAGCAAUAUCUAUUUAUGGAAAAGAGGGAGGCAUGUCACUCUCUGAUUAAUCAAUCAAUCUCAAUGUUCUUUCUUUUUCUAUCCAAAUCAUAUCAUUCAUUCUUGAGUUAGCAUGAUGUUUUCCCGAGAUGUUAAGGUUCCAUCAGUUGAUGCGCAUUUCUAGAAUCGGGAAACUUAACCGAUGCAAUCUCAACAAGUCCUUUUUACUUUUUAAUAAUAAUACUGGAUGGAAUCCAGUUCCACAGUUCGGAGGGUGGGACCAAAAAGGAUCAGACGAAACAAACUACUCUGUUGUGUUCUCAAAAGCUCGAGCUAACAGGAAGCUGAACAAAGGUGGUGUCAGACAUUCUAGUUUGGGAAGCGAACAAGAACUCAUGGCUAGUGCUCGUCGUCAUCACUACCAUCAACAACAUCUUCACCAUCACCGUGAAACCCAAGACGAUGACCCUGUCAUGAAGAAGAAGAGGAUCUUGACCUACAUUAAUUGUUGUAUCAGGCCAAACUAGGGCCUUUGUUCCACUACUUUGCAAUCUUUUCUCUCAUGAGUUUGUAGCAAAAAAAAAAUGUCUCUCAAGUGUGUAAAGACGUUAGUGUGACGUUUCUGUAAAUGUAUGUGCACCACCUAUUAAGAUGCUCCCGCUUUGAGUAUACAUUUUGAGUUCUGCCUUCA
Molecule: messenger RNA, 711 nt
Organism: Brassica napus (rape)
Lineage: Eukaryota; Viridiplantae; Streptophyta; Magnoliopsida; Brassicales; Brassicaceae
Exons: 3
Coding region: 170-547 (125 amino acids)
Source: RefSeq, a predicted model, not a curated record